CUGAGAUCUAGGAAGCCUGACGGAUUGACCUUGGGACCUUCACCCUGAAAAGCACCCAGAAACCCCUCCCACCCCCACCGGAGUCCAGUCGUCACUCAGGAAUCAGGCAGAUUCCCAACCACCCACCUUCCUAGCUUUCAGACGCAGCCCAGAGGCACACAGCAGUCCUUUCUACAGAGUAAGUAGCCCGGGAGAAUCUGGACUGAGCCAUGAGUUUCGCCAUCCGCCCUUGCGCCCCAAAGGACAUGAAGGACAUCAUGAGACUGGUGAAGGAGAUUGCGGGCAUUUACAACGUCCCUCUGGGCUCGCUGAGGACCAACGUCGAAGAACUGAAGAAAGCCGGUUUUGGGGAGCAGUCCUGGUACGAGUGCCUUGUGGCCGAAGUCCCCGCCGAAGAGAAAAGCAAGGAAGGCUACACCCUUAUCGGGUACACCCUCUUCUCGUACACCUAUAGCACCUGGAGGGGAAAAAACAUCUACAUGGAUAAUCUGUACGUCAUGCCGGAAUUUAGAGGGAGACGGAUCGGGAAGGCGCUGAUAGAGCAGGCGGGUGAGGUUGCCUGGCGCCAAGGCGUUAGCCAACUCCGAAUGCAUGUUUCCUCCCAGAAGGCGGACGUCCUGAGCUUCAUCGAGAGGAGGGGAGGCGAAAACCUGACCGACAAGGACGGCUGGCAGCUACUGCGUUUCCCCAACGAGGUCCUGAGGAGGCUGGCAGCUGAGAGCAGAUUCUAGCGGGCUCAGGGUUCAAAUCCUACCCUCCACCCCUAGGCUCCUGGACGGGGCAUGUUUUGUGGUUGGAGAGGGAGGAUAGAUAGCCCACGAUGCAGGGGUAGCAAAAGCGAGUGCGGAGGAGGAGUUUGGGCAAGAGGAGAAGAGUCACAGAAUCACAGGAGGGACCCCCUGCGGCCAUCUAGACCAACCCCUUGCAAUGUAGGGUUGUUGAGGAAAAAAAAAAUUAGUCUGCGAAGAAGCCUGAAGAAAUUUUCUGAUGAUUCUGUGGCCUUGUUUUCGCCUUUGAUGCUUUUGCCCUUCUUCUUUUAAAAAAGAAAUAUUUAUUUGGUUUUCCAAAUUAAGGUUUUACAAUCGCAUAUCCAACAUACAUCAUAAAAACAAGAUUCAAAAGAAUAUUCCCUCCUCCCCUUUGUGGAUCCUAUUGUCGGCCAAUUCCUCCUGCAUCUUUUAUAAGACCCCUUAAAAUCUUGAUUUAUUAGCUACUUUAAGAUGGGGCUGCAUUUUAAAUUGCAUUUUAACCGGUAUUUUAAAUUUUUCUUUUCUUUUCUUUGGCUGGGUAUGGCGGGGUAUAAAUAAAAUUUAUUAUUAUUAUUAUUAUUAAUAAUAAUCAAAUCUUUUACAUCUUCAUUAUAAUCCAAAAUUCACCAAGUGUUAUUCUAGUCCCACUAAUGAUUUUAACUGUUUACAAUGAUUUUUUCUCCCCAGAUAAAUUGUAAUUUCUCCCCAUUGCUUAUUAAAAAUUUUAGCUUUCCGGA
Molecule: messenger RNA, 1486 nt
Organism: Podarcis raffonei (Aeolian wall lizard)
Lineage: Eukaryota; Metazoa; Chordata; Lepidosauria; Squamata; Lacertidae
Product: diamine acetyltransferase 1-like
Exons: 6
Coding region: 210-731 (173 amino acids)
Molecular function (GO): N-acetyltransferase activity
Source: RefSeq, a predicted model, not a curated record